AUGUCCCGGCGCAAGAUCUCCUCGGAGUCCUUCAGCUCGCUGGGCUCGGACUGCCCGGAGACCAGCCCCGAGGAGGAGGGCGAGUGUCCCCUGUCCCGCCUCUGCUGGAACGGCAGCCGCAGCCCCCCCGGCCCCGCCGACACCCCCUUCGCCGCCGCCGCCGCGGCCAGCGCCGGGGCGCGCCGCGCUCCGCGCCGCCGCCGGGUCAACCUGGACUCGCUGGGCGAGAGCAUCCGCCGGCUGACCGCCCCCGCGCCUCAGACCAUUCGGCAAACUCUUCAAAGGACACUGCAGUAUUUUGAGCAUCAAGUUAUUGGUUACAGGGAUGCAGAGAAGAACUUUCACAAUAUAUCAAACAGAUGUUCGUAUACAGACUGCUCUGGCAAUGAAGAAGCCGAAGAUGUCUCAGGAAUUCUCCAGUGUACGGCUAAUGUACUUGGUCUGAAGUUUGAAGAAAUGCAAGAAAAGUUUGGGGAGGAAUUCUUCAAUAUCUGCUUUGAUGAAAAUGAGAGAGUUCUUCGAGCUGUAGGUGGGACCCUUCAAGACUUCUUCAAUGGCUUUGAUGCUUUGCUGGAGCACAUUAGAACUUCAUUUGGAAGACAGGCCACCCUGGAAUCCCCUUCUUUCCUAUGCAAAGAGCUCCCUGAAGGCAAUCUCAUGCUUCAUUACUUUCACCCACAUCAGAUUGUGGGAUUUGCAAUGAUGGGAAUGAUAAAGGCAGCAGCAAAGAAGAUAUAUCGCUUGGAAGUGGAAGUAGAACAGGUCACUAAUGAUAAAUUGUGUUCAGAGGGGACGAACCCCGGUAACUGCAGUUGUCUGACUUUCCUUAUCAAAGAACAUGAAAAUGCAAAUAUCACAAAAGCACUUCCACCGGGAACUUCCCAGUCCCCCUUAGACCUGAGGAUUAGCAUCAGCACCUUCUGCAGAGCUUUCCCCUUUCACCUGAUGUUUGAUCCAAACAUGCUGGUUCUCCAGCUUGGAGAAGGUCUUAGGAAGCAGCUCAGAUGUGACACUCAUAAAACUCUGAAAUUCCAAGACUGCUUCGACAUAGUUUCUCCUAAAAUCAGUGCCACAUUUGAACGAGUUCUCCUGAGAUUAUCUACUCCCUUUGUCAUUCGGACCAAACUCGAGGAUUCUGGCUCUGAAAAUAAAGAUAAGGUGAUGGAAAUUAAAGGACAAAUGAUUCAUGUGCCAGAAUCAAACUCAAUUUUGUUUCUGGGUUCCCCCUGUGUGGACAAGCUGGAUGAACUGAUGGGCCGAGGCCUCCAUCUUUCAGACAUACCUAUCCAUGAUGCUACUCGCGAUGUCAUACUGGUUGGGGAGCAAGCAAAGGCCCAGGACGGCUUGAAAAAACGAAUGGAUAAGCUGAAGGCAACGCUAGAAUGCACACACCAAGCCCUGGAAGAGGAGAAAAAGAAAACAGUAGAUCUGCUUAUUUCUAUUUUCCCUGAAGAAGUGGCUCAGCAGUUGUGGCAGGGGCAGCAGGUUCAAGCCAGGAAGUUUGACGAUGUCACCAUGCUCUUCUCAGACAUUGUCGGCUUCACUGCCAUCUGUGCACAGUGCACGCCCAUGCAGGUCAUCAGCAUGCUGAACGAGCUCUACACGCGGUUUGACCAUCAGUGUGGUUUCCUGGACAUCUACAAGGUGGAAACAAUAGGUGAUGCAUACUGCGUUGCAGCAGGGCUCCAUAAGAAAAGCCUUAGUCAUGCCAAAGCCAUUGCUCUGAUGGCACUGAAGAUGAUGGAGCUUUCAGAAGAGGUUCUCACUCCAGAUGGGAGCCCUAUUAAGAUGAGGAUAGGCAUUCACUCAGGAUCAGUGCUGGCCGGCGUUGUUGGUGUAAGAAUGCCACGUUAUUGUCUCUUUGGGAACAAUGUCACCCUUGCAAGCAAGUUCGAGUCAGGAAGUCACCCACGCCGCAUCAAUGUCAGUCCAACCACAUACCAGCUUUUGAAAAAGGAAGAAAAUUUUGUUUUUAUCCCUCGUUCCCGUGAAGAGCUUCCAGAAAACUUUCCAAAGGAAAUUCCUGGGAUCUGUUACUUCCUCGAAGUCAGAAGUGGUCAGAAGCCGCCAAAACCCUCCAUCACAUCUGCCAGAGUGAGAAAGGUUUCUUAUAACAUUGGCACCAUGUUCCUACGGGAGACUAGCCUAUGAGGCCUGCUGCAGAUCAAAGACUCAUCAAAAAAGCACAAGCCCAGAACUGGGUCAUGACAGGGGAGUUGGAGGUUCUUUCUAUUUCACUGCCUUGUUCUGAACAAGCAGGAAAAGCUCCAUGUAAUGUCAGGCAAUAAUAAUUUUAAAAGGUAGGUGACUGCUGUCAGUAAACAAAGUGGAGAUAGGGAAAAAAAAAAUUAAAUAAUAUACUUCCACUUCCAGAGGAAUUUCUUUCAUAAACUUCAGUCUGACCCCUCUAUGAUAAACAAAAACAAAACAAAAAAAACCCCAACUCUCAAAUUAGAGUUUGGUUUUGUUUCGUGCAGAAAGGAUGAUGGUUCUCUGUAGAUUUGCACCAGCUAAGCAGAAUUGAAAGUCAGUUCUGAUUAUGCAUUCCUACAUUUAAUAUGUUCUUCAGUAAGGUAAUGGUGUUUUUUAACUUUAUGAACAAACAUUUCAUACAUAUACUGUAGACCUGUUGUAACCUUCCUGGCAGGAGGAAUUAUAAUUCAAUACAAAUAUUGUAGGAAUUUUACCUAUUUUUAUACAUAUUUCACUUUCUGGAUAAUUACAUUCCACAUACUGUAAGCUGAGUGAACUUAGAUAGCUUUUCAGAAGAAGCUACUGUAUAUUUCAUACAUUCUAUCUAUCAAACCUUAUUGUUAUACAUGUGGAAAGAAGUCAUUUUUUGACUUUUUUGGCAACAAAAAUAUUCAUAUUUUAGAGAAAAAAACACUUUGGUAAAUCUCUUUAUCUGAUGUUUAUGCUAAAGCUUUAGAUGAGCAUUGUCUUGCUUAUAUAAAAUAAUGUUCAGUAUUUGUCCUACAGUGCUGUAUGUCCAGUCCUUCCAGGGCAAUGCAAACGAAGUGUAGAAGAUCAAUGUGUUGACAAAGAGAAAAGUUCUGUUUAGUGGGGCUUGUUUCCCACUCAAUUAUCAGCCAGACUGAUUUUGGGUAGAAGUCCUGGACUUUUUUUUAAAAAAAUUGAUCUUGUGAAAACUUAUUCUGAGGAAUUCCAGCAGAUACUGGAAGCUCUCUGGAAACUGGUUUUCCACAUUUUUUUAACAGGACUUGUGCUCCUACUCCAGUUUGAUUAUUGAAAAUCCUAUCUGUUAUUAAUGAUGCCUAUCUGGAAAUUUCCUCUGUUGCUGGACUGAUCCCCGGCUUUAUCUAAUGUAGACCAACAAAACACUGAAAAGGGGAAGGCAAUACUUUCCCAGGUUUAAUGCAAAUGGCAGUUCAAGAUUUAGAUGAGUCCAUGUCAAUUUCUGAAAAAAAAAAAGCCAAUUAUUUGCUGUUGAAAAUUAAUACAGCAUUAUUGUCCUCAGUGAAUCAAAUUGGAGCAAGGUGUGGAUCUGUCCACUAAUAGGCACUUUCAGGCAUUGUUUAUUUCUCAGGUUUUCCUUUCCAGAAAUAUUGGCAGUCAGUUUUCCUCUGCAGGUGUACUUCCUUUAGGGUUGUACUGAAGUGGAUGAUGUUCUGCUCUUGUAGAUUGUUAGUUAACACUUGUGCAGUGAUUUUGAAGUGGUUUACAUUUACGUGGUCCUGAUCAAAGCUCACUGAAAUCAAAGAUAAGACUCUCAACAGCACUAGGAGGCAUGAGAAGCUCAGCAUUUAUAUAAUCCAGACCAGAAAUUAGAGUUUACUUAUGGAUUUAGUAGUCAUAACUUGAGGCACCUUUUGAAAAUAAGUAACUUUCACCACAUAUCCAGAUUAUCCAGUUAGAUCUUUCUGUGGAGGGAAUGACAGUGUUGCAUUUCUACUCUUUGACUGGUAGUCCAUGUUAGAGUGGGAACAACUCAGUGUGGCACUGCUAGCCUGUGCUAACACGUUUCAGGAUUCCCUUCCAUGAAGCCUUUCUAGAUGAGAAAGGACUAUAUCGGACCUAUAGAGACUUCAGCAUGUAAAGAACAUCUGAACUUUUUAUGCAGGGGUGGUUUUUCUCCCUGAAAAUGGUAGAUGCAUGGAAAUUAGCACAGAAACUUAUUUAAAUGGAAAUUCCCUUGCUUUCUAGAGGAACACUGAUGUUAAAGAUUUCUUCCACUGAUAUUAGAGCAUCCUUGGGAUUGGAGGAGUUAAUCUUUUAUCCACCUUGCUAAACAACAUCUGCAGCUCUACUGUCUAUCUGAAAAAAGACUUAAUAAAAACUGUUUGAACUUGAGGUUGAAGAAUUUCCAUCCAAACUACAGAUUUUAGAAUUUUCUGCAUAAGAUGACAAGUUUCAGCCUGUAGCCAUUAGUUUGCACAGAACACAGGAUGUAGCAUGCAUUUUUUUCAUGGGAACACCAGUGAGACAUGCAAGAAUCAUAAAUGGAGCAAAGUUCAUGUUUCACCACUGGAAGAGCAACACUACUUCCUAGCUAAUAAAGCUGUGGUUUUGAUGUCAUUACCAAGUUACCUAGAGUGAAAAUUUUUCAAAUAGUAGUCGAUAGCUUGAGAUUUCAUUCUGAGUUCCCUGACACAUCCUCAUUGUUCAGUAGGUGCUGAUGUAAGAGUGCCAGUCUAGCCAAACUCUUUUUCUCUUCUCACCACUCGUGGUUCUGUGUGAAGAGGACAAAUGUAGAGAUUCAUAUCAAAAGCUUGUGGCUCAAUAACUUCUCUCUCACAGUUGCUAAUAGGAGAUGUCUAGGUUAAUUCUGUGGCUGAUCUUGCUAGAUCUAUGGAAACAUUUUCAUGAGAAAUGGUGGAUAAAUGCUAAUUCUACUAGCAAAUUGGAGAGGCAAUCUAAAAGAAAUUGUAUCACCAUCCUCAUCCUCUCAGAGACUGUUUAUUCUAUAAGGAAAUUUAAAAUCACAGAGAUCAGUUCAAAAACUGACCAUUGGUGUUGACAUCACCAUGGAGACAAUUACAGUGUUUGCAAAUAAAUCAUCUAGCUCCUCAAAUUAGAGUAGAUUUUCUAUAUAAGAAUACACAGUCUCUGCUUUUUAUAAGCUUGUGUAAAGGUAACAUGUCCAGAACUUCAGAAGUGAUGCUAAGUUUUGUGUUACUUCCCUUGUCAUGACACGGGAAGUUAAAAAAGUGUGGGUUCUUUCAGGAUAUUUUUCUGUCUUGUUGUGAGAAAAUUGUAAAACAAUUCUCAGCACUCUUUAACUUAGUAGUUUCAUCUGCUGCCUUUAAGGUUUCAAGUUUGUUUUUGAUGGACACCUUUAUGAAGGGAAAUGAAAUUGAUUAUCAAGGUUGAUGCUGUGAAGUCAAUUAGAUGGUAGUCGGACUCAACAUUUCUUCAACAACACUUACUUUUAGUGAUAGGGAAAACUCUCAUUUGCCUGGCAUUGUCUUCAUAAAUAAAAAGAUUCUCAGAGUUUUUAUACCUUGGGAUGUUGAGGGUAAAGGUGCUGAAAUGGAUGCAGAAAUCAAAUACUGUAGUUGGAAUUUUCUUCUAGUAUUUUGCUUCCUGUAAAACAGAUGACUUUUUGUUCAUCUGAUUAAGAAUUUACAUGCCUGUGUUUCUUCAUAUAGCUGCAAGUAGCAACAUUGGCUGUCUUGAGUUUCUGUACAAAACAAAUUGACCCUCUCUGAAGAUAGAGGGAGGAGCUCUGUUGCAUAUUCCCUGUACAAGGCAAGAUGAUGUGAGGACCCUAGCUGGGGUCAUCAGUCUCUGCUGCAAAUUUGUUCUGUGCAGCUUCCUUCUGCUCCAGGCUCUGAGGGACCAGGCUUAAAGGGAACAUGGAAUAACCACAGAGGAAGACCCAGGGCCCAACUUUUUGUACAAAAGUCGUGAGACCUAAGUAAACAGAGGCAACAGUCAUUCCCCCAGAGCACUUUUUGCAGAUCUUGUGUCAGGUUUUUCCACCUGCUUGAAGCUCCUCAUCACACAGGCUCUUCUGUGAUACAGGCCAGACAGGUCAGGAACUCAGAAAAAGAAGAAAAUAGUGAUGGAAGUAUUAAAGUGGUGGAUAAAUUUUGUACUACAUCACCUUGGUAAUAUCUGUCAUUCAAUGACAAAAGCUUCUACAUGGGAAAAUUGCUGCUAAACCAGGACUCUCAAAGUGUGGUUUUCUUGCAAGAUCCCACAGGAUAUUUAUUUUUUAAUUCCAAAGAGCCAGGAGUCAUUAAUUGUGGUUGUGGUUUUGGCUUCACUGCUCAUACCCACAUCCAGUUUCAGACCUGAUUCUGUUUGGAAAGGCUUUUUGGAGCCUGGAAACAUGCCUCUGCAAACAGAAAUCCAAAGCUUUUAAAACCUUGGAAGGCUUGUGCUGGAAUUGCCUAUUCCAAAGAAGAAAUCCUUGCUGUUGAGUCAUUAGCAGGUCUUACUGCAGUUCAUGUGUGUGCAUAUGCCAUUUCGCAGUAAUAUCUCCUCCUGUGUUUACAGUGUUCCCUACCAAGCCCAACAGCGGUUUUGAGUGUAUGACUACCUUUUCUCUGUUUUCCAUUAAUAUUCUCUGUCAUUUUUUUCUGUAUAAAACAAGCAGUGCAGAACCAUGACAUGCUGCAUGCAUUUAAAAGUAUCAUAGCACUGCACUGAGGCUUAAACUCUGCUAAACAAUCUCACGUUGUAUAUUUCUUCCUCUGAAUAGAUCCUUCUCCCAGAUGAUUUAAAAAUGAAGGAAAAAAAAAUACCGCCACUGCUGUGUUGAAUUGCAAAUGAGUAUGAAACCUGCAUCAGUUGUUGGGGCAAAUUUAACUGCUGGACAGCUUUUAGAUUCUUCAGCUGCGACAAGCUGUCACGCUUGCAUGCUCCAUGCAAGCUGUCCUGCCAAGAAGUCUGUAACCCAACAGCAGCAUCACAAAUUUGUGGCAUUUUCUGGGUUUUCCUCUUCCAGUCUCAGGCCACUACCUCACCUCUGCUGAGUGCUCAGAGCUCACUGAAAAGACCGAAUUCCUAGUCCUAAUGCAGUCUCAGAGUUUCUGGCUUCGUUUUCGGAUUCUGGUGAUCUAUUGCAAAAUUACACAUGUGUAAUAUUGGAAAUAGCAACAUGCUUAAAUUAGCAAAAAACCAGGAAGCAUAAAAAAGCUUGUCAAACUCAGAAGCAGUUGGUUCCCUUCCUUCAAGGUAAUACAUUAUUCAUAGCACUUUACUAGGAUUGAGGGUGCCAGUGACAGGAGAGGCUGUGGAUGAAUUGAAGAUGCUGAGUGUGCAGGAGACUCGACAGGCAGGAGUUGAUUGGCCCCUGCUACUGUUCAUCAUUCCAUCACCUUGCAUGCUAUUUUUCUGCUCUUGGUGAGGCUUCUGCUCUUCAAAAGGCCUCCACUUUUCUUUCUUUAGCACCCUGUAUGAGACACAGAUAGUUAGUAAUUCUUAUUAUUGUUCCUAUUAGUAUCUGUUGUUGACGUGGAUGGCUGCUUAUAUCUAAAUAACUGGGAUUAAAGGGCUGAUCUUACUCUUCUUUGCAACAAAGACAAAACUGUGACAGUGACAUGGCAGGCACUCACAUCCUUAGAGAGGAAGACUGCAGUGCUAGUUGUCACUGGUGGGUUUGGGUGAAGAAGUAGUAUAUUAACAGUCCAUGGCAAGUUUUUAACUUUCCCAAGCACUAAAUUUAUCCAUGCCAUUAGGAGUUGCUCUUUAACGCUGUUAUUAAUUUGCAAUGCAUGAGCAGCCUUACAACAAAAAUCUGUAAACUGUUUAACCUCAUAUACAUGAUUGAUCUUUUGUGGCUUGGCUAUUAAUCAUGCAUGAAAGCAAGCACGAUGGUGAAACUGGGUAAUGUACCAGUUCAGUCAUAGGCAACAGAUCAUUCACCUCUGCACAUGCCUACUUAUUCCUGUGGUUUAGAAAAGUUGACCCCCGGUUAUCUGUGGUCCAGGUUUGUAUCAAUCUGUCACCAUAGCAACAAAAUGGCCUCUGAAAAACAGCAUGAGGCAUCUCAGUCUGCUUCCCUGUGGGCUGGGGUUCAUGUUACAGAGGCCAAUACAGUAAGUGAUGCCAAGGGGCAACUUUGCUGGCAGUCUUAACAAAAGGAUCAGUGGAGGCAGAUGUUAAACCGGCUGUUUGCUCUUGGGAUUCUAGUUUCCAAAGGCAGAGUGAGGCUGAACAUAUUUUAUUUUGGACAUUUAUUUUAUUGUGGCUAACAGGGAGGCAACGGAGUGAAAGGGCGUCCAAAGGGACACACUGACUGCCUCGGCUGCAGCAGUGCUCUCUUCUGCCUUCAGCUCUCUGGCCCACUUUGGCUUUAGCAUUCCAAGAAUCAUAUUUCCUUUGAAGACUUGGGAACAGGUAAGUGCUUCAGGCACUUGUCACGUGUGCUCUAGACACAGCAUGAGACUGCCUAAAUUCCUGAGUGUGCUUAACUUUCUCAGUGACCACAGAUGGCAAACUUAGACUAGACGUCUGUUUUUUAAGAUGGGCAAAAUAAGAGAGUUUGAUCCCACUGAAUUAAGCUCUUCCCGGCACAAGUUCAGUGUCUUGAAUCUUUUAGUCUUGCUACUUUUCAGAGUUUUGCAUUGACUGAAAUAAAUUGAAUCAAACUAAGUGGCAGAGGGGUAGAUAAGCAUAUUCCAGGAUAAAUAAAGGUUUGAUAUGGUAGCCAUGAUAAAUGUCAAGAACAGGGGCUACUGCAGUUCCGGAAACCUCUUCCUUCUUAUGUCUGAACCCUUUACAUACGAUACCAGUACUGCCAGUCACAACUGCUGGAUGCCAUUAGGACUGUGGUUUAGAAAAGCUGUUGAGCUUUGAGCUCCUAGCCCAAUUAUGCAAACCCUCUGUGCCACCUUCACCUGAAUUAUAUGUCAGAAUGCCUACAUAGACCUUGGAGUAGAGAUGGCAAUAAAAUACAUAAAUUCUAAAGAGCAGAGAUAGUUGCUAGGUUAUCAUUAACAUACAUUUUUUGUGCUUUUGUGACUCUGUAGGCCAAAAGUUACCUUUCCAUUAGCAGAAGGUCUCACAUUGAGCUACUUGUUUUCUAGAUAAUUAUUCCCUAGCAAUACUCUCUAAUGACUACUCUUGAAGCAAUAAGUAAGGCUGUGCUAAUCUGCUCUGUGUAGAUUCUUGUACAACACCUAUCACCUUAACAAACCACCUUUUAGCAGAACAUUAAAUGACAGAGUAACACCCUGUCAUGUAUUGUUUGUCCUUCUAUCCUCUUCCCCAGGGAAGAAAAGUAUGUAGUGGAAUCAUUUGAUUUUGUGAGGUGUUGUCAUUUUGUUAGUUUUCUAAAAACAUACAUUGCUACUUCCUCAAAUAAGGAAGAGCAAACUCAGAACUAUAGACAGGGAUUAGAAAAGAGUUUCAAUUGUAAACAGAGUAUUUUAAAGACUGCCCACUGAGUAGGACUGGUUUCCCAUCCUAGAAACAACAAUACCAGUAAUAUAUGUAAGAUAUACCCAGGAAUUAUAAAUAUGAGCAAUAAAACAGGCAGGUAUAUAUAAUGGAUAACUUCUGCUUUAUACGCAACAGUAAAUAGAUGGUAAAACUGAGUAAUACCCAGAGAGGAGGAAUACUGUUUAAUCUAUUUUGGCAUUUGUUUUAUUACCAGUAUAUGUCUAAGGUAUUAUUUUUUCCUUCCCCAAUGAGACUGGAACACACUGUUAAAUCAAUAUCAGAGUUUCUGAAUGUAUUGCAGAAGAACAUGGUUAGGAAUAAGUAACUAUCAAGGAGAGUUUGUUUAAAAAUGAGCUAUUUCUUCAGAGAACGGAUCUGAUGGAAAAGAGAAAAGAGGUAUGGACAGGUAUAUUUAUUUUAAAAGUUUCUAUGGCAUUUCUGAUUGGUUGAAAUAAUUCUGAAACUGUACACUUAAAGUACAUCUGCCUGGUUCAGGGUAUUUGCAUUUGCUAAGAAGGAGGAGAUACCUAACUUUGCUGAAUGAUCUGGAGAUUCUGAAUGCCUGAUUAAGUUUUGGAAAUGUGGAUUAUAAGUCUGUGUAAUUUACGUUCCUUUGAAAUGUUGUUCAUAAUGACGUGUGGAAGCAAAUUCUAAAUAUCCAACCAGCAUCAAAGGAGAGUUUUCCCUAUGCUAACCUGUGCUGGAUGGUGAAAUGUGGACUUUUUUCUAAUCUAUGCAGUUUUUUACACCGUUUUACAAGGUGAUGCUCCCAGAUGUGUUGGUGUGAGCAUAUGAAUGCUCUGCUCUUCAGUGGGGAUGAGGCUCAUUACCCACCUUUGUGAUGUUCUGAGGGAUCCUGAGGGAGAAAGCAGUGCCCAGCCAGCUCCAUCCAAUUUUGCUCAUCUACUGAGGGAGUGUCAAGCUGAGUCCAAAAUGUAUUUUCUCAUGACAUCUCUAAGUCAAUUCUAGUGUGCUUCCCAGUGUUUAGGUGUGUAAGCAUUCCUCUCUGGCAACUUCUCACAGGUGCUAUAAGUGUAUAGGUAAGAAGCCGACAAAAAAGAAAGCAUCUGAAGAAAGUGACUUACGUGUAUAGGAGAGAGCUGCUGUAUGUAGAAGUGAUGCUGAUUCUCAACUUUCUUGUAUUUGGAUGACCCAGAGAGUAUUCUGGGUAUGGUGAAAAAUGCAAGUGCUGUGCAUAAUGUCAUGAACUCUCAAGGCAUUAGGAUGAGUUUUAGAGCCCAUAAUCCUUAGAGUUUUAGUGGAAUUGCAUGAGAAAUGCACUAUUUUUGGAAGAGGGAAAGUUGCUUUGUAUUUUAGAUAAAAGUUGAAUCUCUAGUUGCACAGAAAAAUUGUGGGGGACAAUUAAAGUCUAAAAAUUCUAAAUGCAAAAUGCAAAGAAGAACAUCCCGCUUCUUUGUAUUAUUUGACUUUUCAGGAGGUAAAACUCAGAAUCCCUCUACGAGUUUCAAUACUGAAUGCAAAACUAGAUGUGAAACAUUACAGGUGAAGUACUUUGCCAACUGGUAGAAAUUUGGAGAGGAUAGUAAGAAUGCCUUUUAAAAAGUAUGUAGGGAUAUGAUACUUAAAUAUUAGCGCUUAAAAAAAAAAAUCAAAACUCUUCUGCUUUGUAAGUAAAUAUUGUUUAGAAAUGCCUAAACUGAAAGAAAGUUUGGAAGACUGUUGUAUAAUAACAAAAAGAUACGAAGUCUAUGACAUAACCUAUAGUUCACACCAUUUCUUCAGAAACAGUGCUAUAUAUGGAAUUUUCUAAAGCACAUUCAACCAACAGUUUUUUAUAGUUAAUUGCAAAGAGAGCAGUAUUUCACCAAGCACCUUCUGCAAAAAUGCCAAGUGGAUCAUGUUAGGUAAGGCCUAGAUUUAACUCGGUUGGUUUAGAGUGUAUUAAGAGAUACACUGCAUCCUGAAGCAAGGCUUUAAAUGCGCUUCCUAAUAUGUGUCAGCAUUGUGCCUUUUACUGAAGUCUAACCAAAGCCCAGUCUAGACAAAAUUCCCAACCCAAUUUAUAUUUCCUCUCCAGAAAAUUAGCACUUCACUAAGUUGUAGCCAGUAAAGUAUUAGAUGCUGGAAUAUUGCUUAUUAUUCUUAUGUCUCAUUCUGCCCAAGUUGCACUGGAGCCCAUUACGCUCUAGAGCACCAAGGAUUUGGGGAAUUGCUGUAAGAUUGAGUGAAAUUCAAUUAAUGUAGAUUUAGAUAUUUAAAAACUGUGUCUGGUCUGAGCUAGUCAGGUCAGCUCCCUCUACAGUCAGUGCAGACAUCCUGACAUCUCAAAGAAUGAUCGUUCCUGGAGAAAGUGUUAAGGAUGAGAUAAACCACUGCCUUAGAUGUGCUCUUCUCUCUCUCCCCAGUGGCUACAUACAGUAUAGAGCUGGAGGACUCGAUCACAUUAGCUGCCAUACUGUCGGUGAGAUAGAUUCCACUGCUGUUAAGAGUAUCUAAUAGGACAGAACAGCAGAUAUACAUGGAGAGAAUCACAUCAGUGGCAAGGGCCAGGCUCCAACCAGAGAUUGAGGGUUGUGGUGGUAAAAUUACUAAGAUUCGAAAGGUCUGGCUAGGAAGUUUAUCUUAAUUAAAAGAACCUUCCUUUCAACUAAAAGCUAACAAUCUGUGACUGUUUCCAACUCCCCACUUCUGAUCCAAGAUAAUACUGGUGUGCUGCUCCCAUAGGCUCCACCAAGAGCUAUCUUUCUGAAUCCUCAUGUUUUUACUCCUUGAUUCCUUCUUAGAAUAGUGGCAGUUAGCAAACUACUUAAGGAGUCCAUCCCUCCCAGGAAUGGAUAUCUGGUUUUUGUAACAUUGAAAUUAUCAUUUUUCCUCACGCCUUUCUUUUUUUCUGAAGCAGUAUAUAGGUUGGUCUCUGCAAUCACUUGGGAAAGAACAGGAGAGCAGAGGGGGAGACGCUGGCUGAAUGUUCUUUCACUACAGUCAUAGUUACUAAAGCUUCUGUCUGACCUGUCCUAAAUUGUACUUGUGUUGUUACACACUUGGAGUAUCCAGAUCCUCCAACAGGAUCUUGGGUUGGGCCCUGAACCAGAGUCAAGUGGGAAGAACAAGGGCUGCCACUGCUAUACUGCUCCCAUACUUGUCUCUUGUGUUUGCAAUUGCUAUUCUGAUCCUUUGAUGUUUGUGGUGAUUUUCACUGAAGUCUUGGUUAGGGAGGCCGUGGGAAAGUUCUCCUUGGGAAGAAGCAAUAGUAUGCAGUCCUCCACACUCUGAACUCUCACUCUCUCCAGAGGAAAAGAAUCAGAAAUAUUAUUGUCCUCAAGAGCUGAGAAAACUUGCAGAUUUUCCAUAUAUAAUAAACAGUUUCUAUAAUUACCAGGAAAAAAAACAGAGAGGCAAACUUGUGCAGCAGGGGCAUCCUGUCUCAUACACACUGCUGUGAUAAUGAAAUCCAAACCCUGCAGAAUUGCAGGCACAUUAUUCUCACUUGCUUUAAAGGUCAGCUAAGAAGCCAAUUUCUCAAAUGGGCUCAUAGCUCUGAGACAACUUAAGACUAGUCAUUUCUUCCAACAAAUUGCAGUUGUCAAAGAAACUGGAUUCAAAGAAACUCAUGGAGCUAAAAAUUGGUAUUAUGCACUUGGCAGAGAAGGAUGAAUUCAGUAACAGAGGUGAAGGUAUAUAAAAAUACCAUAAAAUCUGGAGAAAAAGGAACCAAAAAAAAUGCUCAACUUGAAGCACGUUACCUAUAAAAUUACUUUAAAAAUAAUCUAAAUCACCAACUGGAAGAAUGACAGGGUUUUGUCUUGAUCCUUCUUUAUUCACCUUCCAGAUCCACCUUGCAGGUGCUGCUUUAUCAGCUGAAUCAGUUUGGCCAGUCUUUUCAAAGUUGUGUGCCUCAAAUUAGGCAAUGAAAAUCAAUAUGUUAAAGCCAUUAUUUGAAUACUGAAAAAGAAGAUUCUUUGGCUUAACAUUUUUAUCUUAUUUGUGGGGGGAGGGGGUAAGAAAAUUUGUCACUAAACCUAUUGAACUGAGAAAUAUAAACUAAACUCCCAAAGCCCAAAUCUAGUAAGAGGGCUACAGUGAAAGCAACUUUCCAGACCUCAGCAUAUCUUUAUUAAAAAGUGGAUAGUUAUUUUUCAUUACAUCAAACAUUUGCAUUUUAAAGAAUUCUCUUUUAUGCUGUGGUUUUGCAAAUUUGUGUUACUACUUGGUUGGAUUUAAAAAAAAAACCCAAAUACUUCUUUAUUCUUCAUUCUUUUUCAGUUAUUUAUUUUCCAUAGCAGAGCAAUUCCAGCAUACUGUGUAUGACCCUGAAGGAGCAGCAGUCCACUGCAGAUAGGGAGCCUCAGCCUGUAUGGUCAAGAUGAAAAGUUCUGCAAAGUAUAGAUUGGGUGUCAGCUGAAGACAGGGCUGGUAGUAGUUGCAUGCAGUUUGUACUAUGACUUAAAUAGUUGUUUUUACUUUUAUAUUCAGAAGCAGACCUAUGUAUAGCUCAGGAGUAAUCUUCACCACUUUAUUUAGAAAUUCUUUCUGUAGUAUGUGUCUUUUCUGCGCGCCACUUAUAAAAUCUCUGCAUUUCAGAUCUGAGGCAUUGACAAAUGUAGGGUAUAAAUAAUAACUUGUGUCAGUGAAUCAAAUCACUGUGAACAACAUUUGUGAAGUAUUUAUGCGUAGUCUUACAUGUCUUAUAAGAGUCCUUUUUGCAAAUUCUGAGAGGUCAAGAGUAAUCUUGAUUUUAGGAUUUAAUUAGCAUCUAUAUAAUUUAUCUAAUAUUCACUGUGUACCAUUAUUACUGCAGUACUGAGGUUCAGUUGUGAAAUAGAAAUGUCAGGAUAAGCAGCACCAGCAGUUAUCGGCAUUGCACAUCCUACACAUAAUGUACACAUUUCAUGUCAUACUUCGUAUUUUAUAGAACAUAGUAUGACUGGUUAGAUAUGUAGAAAAAUAAUUAGGAAUAAAAAAUACAAAAUAUAUUGACUCUUCUGUGUCUGAUAGUUUUCUUGAGAUAUUAUGGGUAUAUUAUCACCUACUCUUGGGAUUGCUCUGAACUAGACUGUGUAUCUUUGGUAUCCAUCCUUGCUUUGGUGAGAGGCAUGGUCAACAUCAUCCUUUCAGUUGUUAAAACUCAGUUAUAUUAGAGACCAGAGAUGAUUAAUACAGGAAUUUUUCAGCCCAAUGUUGUAAGAGAACUAAUACUGUUCUUUUUCUGAAUAUGGUGGGUUCCACUGCUAGAACUGACUUUACAUCCUUCUUGAUUUGAUUUUAACCUUUCCCAGUUUACUAAAAUUCUGCAGUUCCAUUUUGAGGGAUUCCAUAGUGUUUUGAAGAAGUUGUGUGUAGUCCAGUUGUGCAAUCGGUGCAACACACAAAUGUUAAGCUGUUUCAGAUGACCAUCCUGGAGAGUUCAACCAAUGUUUCACAGCCACAAAUAAUCCUCUUCUCUGUUUGACACUUUGCUCUGCCCCUAUGGCCAAUUUUAGAGAAGGAACUGAAUUCUACUAAAAAUCUUCUGGUAGUUUGUAUUUGUUUCAGUGGGAUAAAUUCAUGACUAGGAGAAACUUUUGCAGAACAAGCUAGUCUUACUGACAUGAACUUCACAGCCUGAGCCCAUCAAGUCAUAGUUCAGUCUCUUCCCAAAGCCUUUGAGAACAAAUUGAUCUUCGCAUGCAGUAUCUUGCCUAGAAGAACUGGUAAUCGUUUUCCAGUUGUCUCUCACUAUGAUCCUGACUCUCCCAUCUAAUGGAAAACCCAUGAAAUUCAUGAAACCCUGAAUGGAAAAUCUGAUACUUCUGAUACUUGUUUAAACCCUUCUUCCAGGAGCCUGGUGCAAUUCUGAAAUUGGUGAUCUAACUGGCAACUCAUUCAGGCUCAUCGUCAUUUCCUCUGCAGGUGACACUAGAGGCUAGUGCUUGUGCAUAUCUUAAUCUUUGAUGCUUUAGAGUUGUAUGUUUCAUCUUUUCCCUUUGAUUUCAGUGUUGCCAAAGUAAAAUCUGAAGGCUAAUUCCUGUCUAAAAUGGUCACACACAGCUCCAAUAACAGGCCCAGACAUAUGUGAAGGUAAAUUGUAGGUAUGAGUAAAAAACCUGUAUUAUUUUAGGAAGAUGGAUAUUCACCUGAAUUCAUGAUGGUCAAUUUUAGAAGUGAGAAUUUUAUUAAGAGUUAUGAGCCACGUAUUGAUGAUCUAUCAUUUACUGAGAACAGAACAAAUGGAAGAAACAGUUCAGUGCAGUGCAGUUUUAAUCUCAGCUUUAUGAAUACUGAGACUUGCUACUUGUCUUUUGUCAAACUUCUCUGUUUUGCAAGUUGGAUAAAAAAAUUUGGUACUCCUAAAAUGUGAAGAUUGACCACCUCGAAGUCUGCACUCCUGUGGAAAUGGACCAAUCUCCCCUGGAUGCAAAUGUUUUUUGUGUAAUUCUCUAAUACUGUUUCAGUGUGGCCUAUAAAGCUUCUCUGAAGAGACUUGUACAGGUAUUCUGCACUAAGUAACAAGAUUACAACCUUGCACUAUCAACAAAGGAUGCUUAGCAUUACAAUAAUAUUGAAUGCCGUUAAAUAAUAUUAGAGCUCUAUCAGGGUUUAGAGCACUGUGAUGUUUGUGAACUAAAGCAGUUUGUACAAAAUUUCUUACAGAUACAAGGAUAGUUUAAUUAAUUACAAUAUUUCCAUUUUAGUAAUAUGCAGAAGAGGUAAGGUGGUGUCCCUAUUUCUAUCAACUUAAUGAUUAAGAGAUUCAUUUUAGUACUAUUUAAAUCUGAACAUUAUUUUAAAACAUCAGCCUGCAAUCUAAUGGGAAGGGAUGUGGCAGGUUAGAGUUUUACUGUGAGCUAGCAUGGACAGAAAAGCUCAGCAAAGCAUGUAAGCCAAGAACUUCCCACAAUGAAACCAAGGGAGUAAUUGCAAAAUCAAGUCUGGUUACUUGUCCUAUCCGUUCAGCAAAGGAAUCCACCUGCCAACAGAAGCAGAGUCUAUACAAACUAUUGCAUGCUGCAUUUCAUUUUUUUUUAUUGGGAUUCAUUUGACAGUCUUAGUGGUCUGGAAGUUACAGUAAGUACCUCUGGUUAAAAAUUACUAUUUCAGUUAUGAUUGCUUCCCCAAACCAACUGAAUUUAUUACUAACCAAAGACUUAUCUACUUGAAAACAAACCAGACAAGUUUGGUUCUGUCAUUUAUGUCUUUGACUGUGAGCAGUUGAAGUGCAUAAUAUAUGUACUAACCAGGCCUGUGUUGUGUCAUUGAGCAAGUUAUUCAAGGCCACAGCACCAGUAUAACACAGCAGAAUUCAGUAUUAAUCCCUCUAUGGGAACAUGAGUCUAUGUAAUAAAUUGAUGUGCCAUAUGUGUAGGCCAUGGGAAAAUUGUGUGUACAGUGAACUACAUAUGGUCUUAAAAGCUUUAACAUUUGUACUGCUCUUCCUGUAACAGAAUGUAUAUCUUGAUAGCUGUGACCCUAUGAGCUUCUGAAAAAAAAAAUGUAAUCUAAAGUUUAUUCUUCUUGUUUUAAAGGCGCUGUUUUGUGAGUUGCUGUGUAUACAGGCCUCCAUGCAGCAAGGGGUCUUUCUCCAUGUGUUGCUGGGAAAUGGAAAAACAGAUGCUAUCUGUAAAUCUUUGCAGGUUAGAGAGAUCAGUGAAUGCCUUUCCUGAAUCUCCUCCUGAUAAGCUGCUUCUUUUUUCUGUCAAUCAAAUGCAAACUGCCAAUAGCCUGGAUCUUCUAUAGAAGACACAAAUCAUUUGUUAAACGUCCCCGUUCUGUUCAGCUUCUAUUGAUACUACUUAAUUUUCCCAUUCUGCCUCCUUUUGAGUAGGCUUUGAUGACAGGAUACUUGCAAAGUGUAACUGAGGGUAAACAGUUUGCCUUUUCUACCCUUUUUCUUUUCAAAGCCACUGAAGGCCUCAAACAAGAAGAAAAGACUUUUACAAAACUCAUGCAGGCAUGUUGUUAAGAUAGCAGAAGGAUAAAACAGCCUUCUAAGAGUACUCCAAAUUAUCUUUCAAUGGCAUGCCUGCACUGCGUUGUGACUUGACAUCUUGCUUUCAUAGUGUGACCUGCUAUAAUGGUGUUUGUUACAAUGAGGUCCUUUUAGUUUGUCCUAAGAGAUUUUACUUGUUUGUCACCAUAUUAGAAACAUAAAGUACAAUCUAUAAGAAAAGCAAUAUACAAUAUACUAUACAUCUUCUUUGCCUCUAGUUUUAGGCUAGUAUCAUAUAAAUGUUUAUAAUCAAAGUACAGGUUUUAUUGUUCUUCACAGGACCAAGCAAAGAAGUUUUGACUUGUCUAAAUACUAACAGUAACAUUCCUAUUCAACAAAUACUCUUUUUCUCAUGCUUCUUGUUAACUUGUGGUGGGCGCCAUUCUACUCUGAUUCCCCAUUAAUGUCUUUGAAAGGGAAAAGUAAUGAGCUAUUUCAGUGCAUGACUUUUGCGCAGUACCUGAUUCAUAAAGAAAAAUAGAUCCAAAAUAUCAUUUAUAAUUUAUCAGUGAUCAGCAAAACAACAAAAAUCCUCUGAAGUUCAGCUAAGUUCUGAAGAUCUUGCAUUGCUUAUUCAGUUUUGCAAAGUUUCUCAAGUCAUUGUAACAGACAUAUUUGAUGAAGCCUUUGCCAUGGACACUGGCAUCAGCCUUCAUCAAAAAUUGUUCUAAUUUCUGCUUCUCACUUCUAGAAGCGUACUGUAAUGAAGUAAUUAUCUGGAUUUUUUUAAAAAAAAUAUACAGGUUUCCUUCAAGACAGUUCUCACUUUAUUUGACCUAGUCCUCUGGUAGAUAGCUCACAUUAAUCAAUUAUUGUCAUAUCAGUAAAACAAUAUCCAGAAAAAAAUGUUUCUCCAGACAAACUUCACUGAAGAACAUUUUGUUCCUGAUUGUGACCAGGCUACUUCUAUUUCACAGCUAAGUCACUGAAGAGCUGAUCAAAGAAGACAGACUAUUAAGACAAAUCCAGAAAUUUUAUACACAAGAAACGUGUGUAAUUGUUUUUUAAAAGUGGUACAAUAGGGAAGUUAUUAAGUUCUUUUUUCCUCAUUAAACUUCACUGAUACACAUAACAGUUGCUCAUAAAAUAUAUAUUUUUUUCCCCUCAAGUUCUCUCAUUUGAAGCCAAUAGAGCUUCAAAGCAAGAAAAGUUACCUGGUUACGUUGUCUGAAUUACUUGGUAAAUGCAAUUCAGCUGCCAAGUCCAUCCAGACUGACUUUCAUUGUCACACAUGUAGCUAGUUCACUGGAAGUCAUUGACAGAGCUUGGUUUUCUAAGCACUGCAAUAACAUGAUAUAAAAUGUACCUGUUCAGUUACAUUGCUGGUGCUCAAGAUACACCAUCCAGACUAUAUUAUUCAUCUCCCAUCAUUUAAAAAGGAAAAAAAAAAAAUGUUUAAUUCUGUGUCUUUGCAUUAUUCAAGUUCUCGUAUGUGAAGACUGCAUCUGGUAGUGUGUUGCAGACUUGCUUUCCCAUGAUAGAGUAGCUGGUUUCUCUCUUUUGUGAUACCUUUUCUUGUCUGUUUGGAAUUUUUUUGACGUCUUUUCAAUCAUGUCAAUAGCUUUGACUGAGCUGCCCGAUGUCUGGAAAUCCUCAAUAAAAGGCCACAAUAAAGAUGUGCAGAACAUUUCUGUAUCUCAGGUGAGAAGAGUUUUGUAUGGUUAUGCUGGGCUUUCUGCUGGGGCAGACCAAAUUUGCAAGUGCAAAACUCGUCUCACACUGUAGCUGUCACAACACAUGACACGUUGCUCAGCUAGUGCAGACACAUUGUCAUUGCAUUUCAGGCCAGCAAAUCCUGAUGAAAAACACAGAAGUUGCAGCAUUUGGAAUUUCAGAUGUUCACAGGAGUCUAUGACUUGCACCAGCUACUCUCUCUUGUACCAUGAAAACUAUGUGGAAGAAUAAGAAGGAAAAAUUAAAAAAAGAAAAUAAGUGAGGAGGAUGGUGAGGUAAAGCUCAUCUAUCAAACUUCGUGUCCUCUUAAACCUCCCUCUUUGCAAUUCCCAAAUGUGGAACUAACACCAUUCAAAUAUAGCAGUCAAUGCCGAUCAUCUGUCUCAUAGGAAUUGUAUGAGUUUCGUUAGGUAAAUUUUAUACUGAGUAGCUAUAAUACUGCCAUGGGGCAGGAGGUGACUGUCCUUUUUAAUAACCGUUAUUUAAAGAUUCAUUGCUGAAAUGGUCAAUAGCCAAAUACCCUGUUGGGACUUGGCAAGUAGAGUUCACUUUCCAGCAAAGUUUUGUGGUAGGAACUUUGAUUAUUACUAUGAAUCAGAAUGGAUCUGUGGUGGUCCUAAAUCUUCACAAAUAAAGCAGAUUAUUGCAGCACAGUCAAAACCUUGGUCAAUACUGCUAUGCCAGAAACCUGGUGUUCGGAACAAUUGCAGGUUUCCUACCUCCUGAUAAUCCUUGCAAAGCAAAACCAUGUGACUAAAAUUUACCUAACAGGAGUCUUUGUUUGGGCUAAAAGUUUGCAAAGAGCAUUGAAACCAUAUUCUACACUCCUUGCUGUAAAAAACCAUCAGUGGUCUGAUUCUGCAAGUGUUGUAUUUGCUGGGUAAUGCUCAGUCCGUAAGCAGAACCAUAGUCCAGCACGUCAACAUGUAACACAUUCCGUGUAGGAACAAGACAGCACUUUCCCCUGUCCUGCAUUUGGAUUUAAAGCUUAGUUACAUGGGCCAUUUAGGCUGCAGUCCCGCAUGUGCUCAGGUGAACAGGUAACUUAAAGGACACAGGGGCCUCACGCCAAGUGUGCUUUGGCCACGCUGCCUGCAAAGGUUGUGAGCAAGGGUGGCAGGACUGUGGCCAUACCUCAUUGGGUGGUUGUAGAUGGGAGUCGCACACCCAGUACCUAAUGCAGCAUUUCAGAUAUCUAAGGACUUAUUUUUCCAUACAUUCUACGCACAUUCCUACAUAUUUUAUGAAUCAGGUCUGUGAUCAAUGUUUUGAACAAUUUGUUUGUUGCAGUUUCAUGAGGUUACUAUCUCUUCGGUUUGCAAUGUAAAUAAUGUUGUACAUCUGCUGUUUUAUGAUAAAAAUGCCAUGUGAAUUGCUUAUUUUUAAGAUGUUACAGCUGUUAUGGUUUAUUUACAAUGCCAUCUUACAGUAUUGGUUUAAUAUACAAUGUAUCUGUAUGGCAUGAAUUAAAUUGCUUAUAUUUUACAAUGUCAAAUAUUUUAUUUUUGUUUUCUAAAAUGAAUACGUUUCAUCCUAUGCAGUUUCAUAAAUAAUUCUUAAGUAGCUCAUUAUGUCUGGAAAUAUUGCUUCCUCUCCAAUAGUGCAGGCAUAAGAACCAGUACUCCUGAUCGAAAUCAUCAGAUAUAUCAUCUAGGAAUUUUGGAUUAGAAAUAUAUGUACAAAUAUGUAAGCAUUUAUAGUUAAUCAGAACAUCUGCUAUAUCUUCCUUGCUUUUCAUGUAAUGAUACAUUUUAAUCAUUUUGUAUACUUUUUAUUUGUAAUUAUUUGUGAGUCAUACACAGUGUAAAUAACAUGUUUCAUUAUGCAAGAUUUCUAGGUAUUCGAGAUUACAAAAAAGUUGAAUUUGUAUAUGAAAAGAAAUUGACAGUAGAUUGGAACGACAUAAAAUAAAGUGGUGAUGACUAUAUCCUAUUUAUACUGUUCAUUUCCAGAUUGCCUGUUAAAGAAAUAACAUUUCAUUUGUCCUUUAAUGUCCAACCAGUUAUUUACAGUAUAUUACAUCAAUAAAUCAUGCAAAAGUCUAUUAAAAGUCA
Messenger RNA from Tyto alba (common barn owl), 21006 nucleotides. It is a transcript of the gene GUCY1A2, whose product is annotated as guanylate cyclase 1 soluble subunit alpha 2. The transcript is spliced from 8 exons. The coding region runs from base 1 to 2151 and encodes 716 amino acids. Gene Ontology annotation, molecular function: guanylate cyclase activity; heme binding. Gene Ontology annotation, biological process: response to oxygen levels; cGMP biosynthetic process. NCBI's taxonomy places the organism in Eukaryota, Metazoa, Chordata, Aves, Strigiformes, Tytonidae. Gene Ontology annotation, cellular component: guanylate cyclase complex, soluble. The record is from RefSeq and is a predicted model, not a curated record.